AUGAUGUUUGGUGGCAAGGUGAAGGUGGACAAGUUGGGCAAGGAGUUUUACAAGGCGAGCGAGAAGAAUGACGUCGAGAAGAUGAAGCAGAUCAUAGAGUCAGGGCUUGACCAACGCGCCCUGCAACGAGCUCGGCUGGCAUUCAAAGGGCAGCUCGAGGUGGUGAAGAUGCUCUUGGACAAGGGCUGCCCGGUUGACAUCCGAAACGCACAGAAGGAGACCGCGCUCACACUUGCCGUCAUGUACAACCGCGCCGAAACAGUGAAGUACCUGUUGGAGAAGGGAGCCAACCCGCGAGUUUCGGACUGGAUGGGCAGGACGGUGCGCGAUGCGGCAGAGCAAUCGUUCACCCCCAACGAGGAGGCCAAGCAGGUCUUGCUGGAUGCCCUGUCGCCCCAGAAAGGAACGGCAGCGGGGAAGACAGGAUCGUGCCAGGUGUGCGGGGCUCCCUCCUCGCAGCGGUGCGGCAGGUGCAAAGCCGCCUCCUACUGCUCACACGAGUGUCAGCGCAGGUAA
This is a messenger RNA of Acanthamoeba castellanii str. Neff, 516 nucleotides long. Its product is annotated as ankyrin repeat-containing protein. Lineage: Eukaryota; Discosea; Longamoebia; Acanthamoebidae. The transcript has 4 exons. The coding region runs from base 1 to 516 and encodes 171 amino acids. Gene Ontology annotation, molecular function: protein binding. The record is from RefSeq and is a predicted model, not a curated record.